GGCACAGGGCUCGGAGCCCGGCGGGGAGCGGGGGCCCCCGGGGCCCGCCGCCGCCACUUCGCUUCUUCGGAUACCCCAACCCCGCCGUCCCUUCCCCUUUUCCCCUCCCCGCGAGGGUUUUUGGCGUUAAAAACUGUCGGCGAUGCUGAGCUAUGGAGCAGGAUUCGCCCUGUGGACGGCGCUGGCCCUGACCAAGGCCGCGCCGGAGCAGGCGGCGGGAUGCAGCGCCAACCUGACGGAGCGGAGCGUCGCCGGGCAGAGCGUUCGGCUGCGCUGGGGCGCCGCGGGCCGCGCCUGCAACUUCAGCCUGAGCGGGCGCUCCGAGGACGGGGAGGCGGCCGGCUGCCAGCCCGCCCCCGCGGGCAACGGCACCUACGGCUGCACCCUGCGGGACCUGCAGGCCGGGACCUGGUACCACCUGCGCAUCGAGCCGCUCGCCGGCGGCGAGGCUCUCAACAUCUCCCUGCAGACAGAUCCCUUGCCACCGUCUCGUUUGGUAAUUAAUAAGGAAAAAACGACACUCACAAGCUUGCAGGUUCAAUGGGAUCCUUCCUCAGGAAAGGUGGACAUGUAUAACCUAGUAUUACUUGAUCGUGAUAAUAAAAAGAUAAAAGAAGUCUCCAUACCAGGAAGAAUUUCAAAAACAGAAAAUACGUUUUCCAGUCUCAUUCCUGGGAAUAAAUACAACAUUGUCCUCAGUGCUGUUGCUGGAAAUAAGACUACCCCAGAACUUCAUAUAAGUGGAUCCACUGUGCCAUCUCCUGUGAAAAUUAUUCAGGUCAGUGUCAAGACAGACGCUAUCCACGUUUCAUGGUCUCCUGGCUCUGGACAUGUGGAUCAUUACAGGCUGCUGUUGCUGGAUAAUCGUGUGCCAGUUCAUGAGAUUCACCAGGAAAGCUCCCUUACCUCCUACACCUUUUUAGGACUUACAGCAGGCCACCUGUAUAACCUCUCUAUCAUAACCCAGGCUGCAGGAUUGGAGAGCAGCAGUUUUCAAACAAUCAGGACAGCCCCAGCUGAAGUCUUAGAUUUGAUGGUGACUAACGAUGGCAGUUUAGAUGCUUUAAAAGUUAAGUGGAGAAGACCUUCAGGAAACCUCAAUUUCUAUAAUAUCACUCUGUCUCAUCUUGGAUCAGUUAAGGAAGUCAAAAGUGUGCAGCCACCAGUCACAGAGACACAGUUUGACAAGCUGACUCCAGGACGUCUGUAUCAAGUUACUGCCCGCACAAUCAGUGGUGAGCUGUUCACCGAUCGGACGGCAGCUGGGAGGACAUUUCCCCAGAAAGUUUUGGAGCUGCAGGCCGGCGCUAGCGGCUGGCCGCGGUCUCUGCGAGUGACCUGGGUGCCCCCUGCGGGAGACUGGGAGAGGUACCACCUGCUCCUGUGGAACCGCUCAGCCCUGGUGCUCAACACCACCCUCGGCAAGGACAGCACCGAGUACCUCAUCCGUGAUGCGGGCCUCAUCCCAGGGAGAGAGUACGGCGUGGAAGUCAUUGUGGAGAGCGGCGAUUUGCAGAGCAAGACGAGUUGCACGGGAAGAACAGCUCCAGAGCCUGUUCUCCAGCUCCGUGUGAAGCAUGCUAAUGAAACUUCACUCAGUGUCAUGUGGAUGACCCCUGUUGCAGAAUGGGACAGCUAUGUGGUUUCCCUGGAAGUCAGUGAGCUCCCUAUUGUAAAAAAAGGACUUGCAAAAGAAGCUAAGGAAUUCACUUUCACUGACUUGAUACCUGGAAGGAAAUAUACAGCAAUCAUCACUACCAUUAGUGGGACUUUAAGCAACUGGACUUCAGUAGAAGGAAGAACAGUGCCAGCCCAAGUGACAGGUCUGACUGUGUCAAGUCAGGGAUCAACCAACAGCUUGUUCACCAACUGGACAAGAGCAUUGGGAGAUGUAGAGUCAUACCAAGUGCUACUGAUUCAUGAGAAUGUUGUCAUUAAAAAUGAAACUGUUCCCAGUGAAACUAACAGAUACAAUUUCUAUGCCCUGAAACCUGGAGGACUCUAUUCAGUUGUUGUCACCACUGUCAGUGGAGGGAUAUCUUCAAGGCAAACAAUUGCAGAGGAAAGAACAGUUCCUUCCAGUGUAACUGGAGUAACAGUAAAUAACUCAGGUCGGAGUGACUACCUCAGUGUUUCUUGGCUGCCGGCAUCUGGAGAUGUAGACAGUUAUUUGGUAACACUCUCUCAUGAUGACAAGAUUGUUCAGACUCUCACCAUUUCCAAAUCAUUCAGUGAAUGCUCCUUCAGCAGCCUUACUCCUGGGACACUUUACCAUGUGAUGAUAACCACCAAGAGUGGAAAGUAUGAAAACUAUUCCCUCAGCCAGGAACGAACAGUCCCUUCUAGUGUCCAGGGACUUACUGUCAGCAAUUCAGCCAGAAGUGACUACUUGAAGGUGUCCUGGUUACAUGCAUCUGGAUAUUUUGAUAAUUAUGAAGUGACCAUCAGGAACAACAAUGAUUUCAUCCAAACAAAAAGUGUCCCAAAGGAUGAAAAUGAAUGUGUGUUCACCAGUCUGGUCCCAGGGAGGCAGUACAGUGUCACGGUCAGCACAAGGAGUGGGAAAUACGAAACUAGUGAAAGAGUCUAUGGCAGAACAAUGCCAGAGUCAGUGAAGGAACUGACUCUCAGUAACAGAAGCACAGAAGAUCUGCAGGUAACUUGGUCAAAGGCUGAGGGGGAUGUUGAUAAGUAUGAGAUUCAGCUCCUCUUCAAUGAUAUGAAGAUCUUCCCACCCAUUUUCCUUGGGAACACCAUUGAGGAGUAUUGGUUCACAGCUCUGACUCCAGGACGUCUAUACAAAAUUCUUGUUUUGACCAUCAGUGGAGAUGCACAGCGUGCUACUUUCAUAGAAGGCCUGACAAUUCCAAGCAAGGUCCGAAACAUUCAUGUGUCACCUAAUGGCAUGACAAACAGUCUGAAAGUGAGCUGGACCCCUGGAGGUGGAGAUGUUGAUUCCUACACAGUGACUAUAUUUCAACAAAGCCAUCAACUUGAUUCUCAGAGUGUCUCCAAACACAUCUCUGAGCACAUGUUUCACAAGUUGGAAGCUGGGGAGCAGUACCAGGUGGUGGUGCGAUCUAACAGUGGCACCUUGCACAACAGCUUAGCAGCUUUUGGGAGAACAAUUCCAGCCUCUGUCCAGGAAUUAUUAGCCCAUCAUGCAUACAGCAGUCAUUCCUUGUUAGUGACCUGGCAGAAAGCUCCUGGUGUAGCCGAAAGAUAUGACAUUCUGCUCUUGAAUGAGCAAGGAAUCCUCCUGAGUAACAAAUCAGAGCCAGCUACUGCCAAACAACACAAAUUUGAAGAUUUACUAGCUGGCAAGAAGUAUAAAAUACAAGUUUUGACGGUCAGUGGUGGACUCUUCAGUAAGCGUGCAGAAACUGUUGGCCGAACAGUUCCAGCAGCUGUUACAAAUCUGAAAGUCACAGAGAACACCACUGACCGACUGUCCUUCAGCUGGACCACCUCUCAAGGGGAGCUUGAUUCGUAUGACAUCUUCCUGUACAAUCCAGACAAGUCCCUUCAUGACAGGAUUUCAGGAGAGCAGCAUCUCCAGCAGUGUUCAUUCCAGAACCUGCGUCAAGGCAGGAUGUAUCGAAUGGUGAUUGUUACACACAGUGGAGACCUCACUAAUGAGUCAUCUGUCUAUGGAAGAACAGUACCAGCCCCAGUUGUUGGUCUCAAGGCAUCCAACCGAAACAUGACAGACAGUCUGUGGUUCACUUGGGGUCCAGCAGCAGGAGAUGUUGACUUCUAUGAGCUGAAUCUUUACAACCCAAAUGGCACACAGAAAGAAACUGAGCAAAUGAAAGAUCUGGAGGAGUGGCAUUUCCAGGGGCUCAUUCCUGGCAGAAAGUAUACUUUGUUUGUAGUGACUCACAGUGGUGAGCUGACCAACACAGCAAAUGCUGAAGGAAGAACAGCACCCAGUCCUCCUAACACUGUGUCAUUUACCGAUGUUGCAAACACUUCUUUAUCAAUCACUUGGCUGGGUCCUCCAGACUGGACAGACUAUGAUGAUUUUGAGGUGCAGUGGCUUCCAAAGGAUCCCCUCACAGUAUUCAAUCCGUACAGCAGCAGCAAAUCCAAAGUACGCAUCAUCUAUGGCCUGCGACCAGGGAGGCUCUAUGAGUUCAGUGUCAGAACUGUCAGUGGCAGCAGCUGGAAGACAUACAGCCAGUCACAGUCUGCAACUGUGAGAACAAAGCCAGACAAGAUACAAAGCCUCCACUGUCGGCCCCAAACCUCUACUGCCAUCGCGUGUUCCUGGACUCCUCCUGAUUCUGACUUUGAUGGCUAUAGCGUUGAGUGCAAGAAGAUGGACACCCGUGAAGUGGAAUUUUCUAAAAGGAUAGAAAAAGACAAAUCUCUGCUUAAUAUUAUGACCCUUGUUCCCCACAAGCGAUACCUGGUGUCCAUCAAGGUGCAUUCUGCAGACAUGACGAGUGAAGUGGUUGAAGACAGCACCAUCACAAUGAUUGAUCGUCCUCCUCAGCCACCUCCAGAUGUACGAGUGAACAAAAAAGAGGUGCUGACUACCAAAUCCUCCAUCAACUUCACUUUUAACUGCAGCUGGUUUAGUGAUACUAAUGGAGCUGUGAAGUACUUUACUGUGGUUGUGAGGGAGGCUGAUGGCAGUGAAGGACCAAAGCCCGAUGAGCAGCACCCGUUACCUUCCUACCUGGACUACAAACACAAUGAUUCUAUACGCAUCUACCAGACAAAUUAUUUUGCCAGUAGCUGUGCUGAAAACCCUGACAGUGACUACAAAAGCUUUGACAUUAAGCUUGGAGGAGAAAUGGAAAAUCUGGGAGGAAAGUGUGAUCCAGAUCACCAGAAAUUCUGUGAUGGACCUCUAAAGCCUCGAACUGCGUACAGAAUCAGCAUACGAGCUUUUACUCAGCUUUUCAGUGAAGACCCAAAGGAACUUCCUAAACCGCUCUUUGCAGACACCUUCUUCUCUUUACCGAUCACUACAGAGGCAGAGCCUCUCUUUGGAGUUAUUGAAGGUGUGAGUGCUGGCUUGUUUCUGAUUGUGAUGUUGGUGGCUGUUACUGCUUUAUUUGUCUGCAGACAAAAAGUUGGCAAUGGCCAUGAGAGACCUACAGCGAGGCUGAACAUUCGCAGAGACAGGCCGCUGUCAGUCCAUUUGAACUUGGGGCAAAAAGGAUACCGGAAAACUUCCAGUCCGAUCAAAGUCAGUCACUUUGAAGCACACUUCACCAAACUUCAAGCAGACUCCAACUACCUUCUGUCCAAGGAGUAUGAGGACUUGAAAGAUGUGGGUCGAAACCAGACAUGUGACAUAGCACUUCUGCCAGAGAACAGAGGGAAAAAUCGAUACAAUAAUAUAUUGCCCUAUGAUACAUCAAGAGUGAAGCUUUCCAAUGUGGAUGAUGACCCUUGCUCAGACUACAUUAAUGCAAGCUACAUACCAGGCAAUAAUUUCCGCAGGGAAUACAUAGCAACUCAGGGCCCUUUGCCUGGAACUAAAGAUGAGUUCUGGAAGAUGGCAUGGGAGCAAAAUGUUCACAAUAUUGUCAUGGUAACCCAGUGUGUUGAGAAGGGCCGGGUCAAGUGUGAUCAAUACUGGCCCCAUGACCAGGAUUCCUUGUACUAUGGAGACCUGAUUGUUGAGAUGAUGUCUGAAUCAGUGCUCCCAGAGUGGACAAUACGAGAGUUUAAAAUCUGCAGUGAAGAGCAGCUUGACUCAACGAGGCUCAUUCGUCACUUCCACUACACUGUAUGGCCGGAUCAUGGUGUGCCAGAGACCACCCAAUCCCUGAUCCAGUUUGUCAGAACUGUAAGAGAUUAUAUCAACAGGACCCCAGACACAGGACCAACUAUUGUACACUGCAGUGCUGGUGUUGGCAGGACUGGCACAUUCAUUGCACUGGACCGAAUUCUGCAGCAGCUGGAUUCGAAGGACACUGUUGACAUUUAUGCAGCAGUCCAUGAUCUAAGGCUUCACCGUGUUCACAUGGUUCAGACAGAGUGUCAAUAUGUGUAUCUACAUCAAUGUGUGAGAGAUGUGUUAAGAGCCAGAAAACUUCGCAGUGAACAAGAAAAUCCCUUAUUUCCAAUAUAUGAAAAUGUGAAUCCAGAGUAUCACAGAGGUAACUGCAAGUUUAUCAAAUUGUAAAAUGUUUCAAAUGUAGUAGCUCACUGACAAUGUAAUUGAGGGGGAAUUGUGCUAUUCUUAACUGUUGAUAUUUCUUUACUUCCUGGACCAUCAUUUGUUCUCUCUGCUCUUUUCAUUCUUGCAGUUGUGUCUUUAUUUUCUCCAUUAGUAGUCAUUAUAACAUCACUUCCUGCUCCUGCCUUACCUUUAUGCUCUCACUAUCCAUAAGCAACUGAGAAUGCUGACAGUACUCACUGGGCUCUUCUGCCAUUCAUGGAGUUCAGUUUCUGUCUGCAUCACCCUCAUCUGCUGUUGACAAUAUAGGCAGCCUUGGGAGACUUCCUAUCUGCUUUGACUGGAAAAUGUAAGUGUCCCAGGCUCUGCUCUUUCUUUCUCCCCAGACUCCCCAUCCUUGUAGGCUCCUUUUCCUAGCCUGUAUCCAGUCCCUUGCUGAUAAGAGUGGCAGGAGUAGCAAACCUGGCACUAGCACUGCCCUUCACCUCCUGGGUCCAUGGCCAGAGGACCAGUGUGGAGAAGCUGUAAGCAGUGGUGACCAUGUGCCUUGGUAGAGCUGAUUCCUAAAGGAUGUAGAAGUUUUUAGGGUCAAGACAGAAGGAUCUCAGUAGUUCCACAAAUUUGGACAUUAGGAAUUAAGAUUAUAUCAUAAGAAAUCCCAAUGAUUUUCUUGAUCUAGCCUGUAGAAGUCAGAGUUGUCAUAGACAGGUAGAACAGGCUUGGAGGAGACCAAGAACUGAAACAUCAGGUUUCACACAUUGAGAGACCAAGCAGAGGUGGGAUCUGAACUUUAGCUGUAGCAUCCAUCACAGCCAGUGUUGCUCCCACACAGCCAACUCUCAGAGCACUACUGAAUCUGUGUUGGUUUACUUUUUCUAAUCUCAUUUUUCCUUGCUUUCAGAUGCUGUUUAUUCAAGGCACUAAGAAUGUUAGAGAUAUCUGCUUUUGUGAACACAUUUGUGAACUAGGGGUUUUGUUUUGGUUUUUUUAUGUAUGUAUUUCAUGCACCAGAAAGGUGCCAGACCUUUUGGAUGAAACUGUGUAUAAUUUAUUGGUCUGGUGAUUUUUAAAAGAUAUAUAAUUUAAAUGUAAUAGAUAUUAAUGUAUAUAAUUGUAUUUUGGCAUUGUGUAAAUAUGUAUUUUUUUCUAUAUUGUUUAUAUUAAUAUUAUGCUUCAGAUAAUACUAUUUUUUUCUUAUCACAGUUUUUAUAAACUGUUCUACAUAAACUAUUUUAAGUUGUAUGGCUAACAGGACUGCUGCAUUUGGGGCGCUAUUGGCAUGACAUGGAAAAAGUCCUAUACAGAGAACCUCAUUUUUAAAAAAUAUUUCAGUGUUUGUCAGAUGAAAUAAGCUACUAUUAGGCAAGGGAACAGUAGUCCUGUAUAGCAGUUACAAUGCUACUCUACACUUCAAACUUACUGCUUUUCAUCUGACAAAAAUAGGAGUAACCCAUAUCACAGUGGCAUACCUUUUACAGAACUCAUUAACAACCAACCAAAACAGGGUUCACCUCACUAGAAGCAACUAUUUCAGUCUAGUGUGACAUAGUAGAAAAAUAUCAAACAACAUACCUGCAGUGAAGUCUAGCAGGCCUUUCUCUGACCACAUACUCUGGGGGGAGACAGGUCACAUACUGGUUUCUUUACACUGGUUUAAGAGAGCAGAAUCAGACCACAACUUGUGUCUGUGCACUUCCAUGUGUGUAAAAUUUUUAUUAAGAAAGGUGUUCAAAGACCCUCCUCAGACAUUUGUGUUAACAAACCUGUGAGAAUGUGAAGUCUGGCAACUUCCAUAGCUCAUCAGAAACAAUGCUGUACCACGAGAGCUAAAAAAGUAGAGAGAUGGCAAGCAUUGAAACAAAGACAUGUAAAGGUAUAUAUCCCACAGUUUACUCAACUGGAAUAAAGCUGCACUUUGCCCCAAGUGUUGGUAUCUUUCAAAUGCCACUUGGUUUCACAGUGGGACAGUUUGGCCCCAGCAUGUCUCCAUAGAAAGAGUUCUCCAUUGGAAUGUUACAUGAUGUCACCACCACAGGGGCAGCCAGAAUGGAAAAAAGUUCAUCAGGGAAUGUAGGCUGGCAGGGCUGUCCUGAUCAUAGAAUCAUCUUAUGUUUUGGGUUGGAAGAGACAUUAAAGAUCAUCUAGUUCCAACCUCCAUGCCCCAGGCAGGGGCUCAUUGCUGAAAACAUGUUUAAAAUACAAAACAUAUCAACUUAAUUUUGUAUCAAUAAAAGAACUGAAUGACAGCAAGAAGUACAAUCAAAGAGCACUUACCAGGUAUCCUGCGCAGCCAAGUGUAUUGUGCACAGCCUCUCUCUCCUUUACAAAGAGGCAUGUCAUUCAAGGGUCUAAACACUCUGUUCAGCUAUUACUUAUCUUUAUAAAAUGCUCCUCAAACAAAUAGUGAAAAGCCAGUACACAGUUCAUCUCCACCAUGAAAAGAAGAAAGGGCUUCAUAGUUCUUCUUUCAUAUAUCUACCCAUACUUUACGUAGAGAAAAUGUAGCAUGUUGCUGAAGACAAGUGCCUAAAUUCCACUUCUGUUUUGGAGAAAAAUAAAUAUUUCUGAAGGCCUUCUGAGAAUCAGUAAGCAGCUAACUGAGUGCCUAGCUGAGGAACUCCUGUGCCACAGCAGGACUGUGCAUAUCCAUGUUACUCCACUCUUCCUACUCCGUCUGGAAUGUUAUCCUUUCUUGACCAAAUACCUUCAGAUGCCUCAGAAGCCACCCUUCAAAUCAGCUGUCACAGCUGCUCAGAACAUGUAAACUUGGUCAUUCUUUUUAGGUGUUUCUGAAUGAAAAUACUGCUCAUCUCUCCUGUGCAUCCUCUUUGGUACCACACAAACCUCAAAAUUCACCACCCUUAAUGGCAACCAAAGAAGAAGGGAACUAGCAUUAGGGUAGAAGACAUUUUCACAGAGGAAAGCCUAAGCAAAACCACAAAGAAAUGAGCACAUUUUCUGCAGAUGCCUCCUUUUCUGUAUUUCCUUUGCUAGAUGGCUAGUUUAGCAAGCAAGGACAAACAAGCAUUGGUAGCUUUAGAUCAAUUGUUGAUUGGGCUCGUAACUUCUGCACUUAAGGCAUGGUGAAAACUGCUGUUUUCAUGCAGCUGUAACACAACUGCUGUUGUGUUACAUGCACUGCAUUUGGUCCUUUCUUUUUUGCAGGGGUAGCUGAGGAACGAAGAUCACCAUGUUAGUUACCAGCAGUACAAUUACACUGUUAACACACACCAAGUGUACCCUAUAAAUUACCUCACACUCUGUAUCACCACGUCAUUUUUUAAUGCUGAGGGAAGUGGAGCUCACUCAAUGCUAUAUGAUCUGAGGGCAAAAGUCUGAUUGUAUGCUCUGUAUGUGUGUUGUUCAUCAUUUUCAGAGACACACAUCAUUCUGCAGUUUAUUUUAUCAUUCUCAGCUCCCUUGUCUGCUGCAGAGUUUGUAUAUGUGUACCCAAAAUUAUGUCAUAGCAAACAGCUAGUUUCAUCUUUUUUCCCAGCUAAUAAUGGACACUGUUCAUAGGCCUCUUCCUCCUCAUCACUUCAUAACAUGACAGCUGACCUUAAACACUCUGGCACAAUGCUCUUGAGCAGCUUUACAUUUCUGCCCAAGUAGGUCACACCUGAGACUGUAUACACAUGUUAUUGCUCUGGUUCUGCUCUCUAGCCAAUUCUGCUCAUAUGAAACCAGUGUAAAUCCACUGAGAAAAAGUAAAAAAGUAUCUAUGUAGCAUUUUUUUUAAUAUACAACACCUACUUAUCAGUAUAAGUAGUUAUAUUUAUUGUGCCUCUAAGCUGAAUAACAGGACUGAUGGGAAAUUGUUAAUGUAAGAAAAAUAGAUUUGAGGGAGCUUGUAUGCUGAACAAAGACAGCUCUCAAGGAAAAAGACAUCUUUUGAAUGUCCUUGAUGAUGUUCAGAAUUCCUUUCUUGAUGUUUCCCAAUAAUAAUGUUACAAAGCAAAGCUAGUGUUGUUGCUGAUCCAUAAGCUAAGAUUUGCACACUUGGAGCCCAUCCUUUGAAUCUCUGCAUGGUCCACAAAGCUACCUGAGUACUUUCAUGAAAGUCAACUGGAAUGCUUGCCUGAAGAAAAUACUGUUCCACUUCUGAAGCACUUGCAGGGUUGGGUUUUUAGGUUAAUUCAAAUUUUUGUAUUGAAAGUUAUUUAAUAAUUAAAAAAUUGUAAUAAAUAUUUUUUUUAAUCUGUGCAAUAAAAUUACAAGAUCCACUAGCAAUUGUAGGGAAAAAAUAGAUUUUACAUAGCUGGAGUUGAUAAAUGAUAUUUUUUGUUACUAAUGGAACACAAAAAUGGGUGAGAGAAAUAGGCAUACUGUGAAGAUGUCAAAAAGUGCAACUUUAUACAUUUUUCUCUGCUGCUAUAGUUAUUUAGCAAUAAAUAAUGCCUAAAAUGCCAGAAAUAUUAUUUUGUGCCAUAAUAUGCAAUGAAUUUCCUUCCAAUUGUAGAACAGAGAAAAGAAAAUGUGUGAGCUUUAAGUUUAUAUAAUGUAUAUGGUUAUUUACUCUUUGGAAGCACAAAGUUAAACACUAGACAGAUAGGAGUACAUGAGCACUUAGCUGUGCUCCUCAGCCUGAGAUUUAAUAUAUGAACUAGAGGGAUGGGAACAACGGGCAUCAAAUCAAUCAAUCAGCAUCUCUCUCCAAGGCCACAGAACAGAGAAAUGCAUCUGACACUCAGACAGACAGCCUACCACAGCCACAGCUUCAUGCCCAAGGAGUGCCUUGGCAGAUGCUUAACAUUUAUUCAGAUUUCUUUCAGUACUUCUCACAUUCAGUUUGUGUAAAUAAAAUGCAAUAUAGAAUGAUCACCACUCCCUUCAUGGCCCUGUCACAGAUGUCUGGACUCUGAAGCUGUGAGCUCUGGGACCUGUAAUCUCAGGGUGCUGUAACUUUGAAUUGAAAUGAGUGCUCACCCCAGUAUUUGAACAACUUGCUGUAGACCCCAUGCCCUCAAUUGUCUCCCUCACACUGACAAAAUCAAACUCCUGACCUGUUGUGAGCACCUCUGUGGCCAAAGCAAACUGGUUUGUUAUCAGUGAUCUCACAGAUCAACAGCUGGUUCAAACUGGGACUUUUUGUUUUAAGGCUUGCAGGAAAUGCUGGAGACUAGGGACCAGCUAAUUGAGAAAAAACUGUGGAACUGGAACACACACAGUGUCAGCAAAGCAGGUAGUCUAAUAUUCAUGACAGUUUACUUGUUUCUUGGUUUGUUUGAAAGCUAGAGAAAUACUGUAAGUAACAUUAGGAAGCUAAAUAUAUAUUGCUCUAGAGCAGGGCAGUACACUAUAGUGAAAACCCCACCACUUAGAAAUUUGGCUAGCCAUAAAUUCUUUGCCAGUGCUUGGAGUAAAGUGUCUGAAAAACAUCUUCAGUAUUUAUUCCAUGCUCAUAUGCAAUAUAAUUACUUAUAAUUGUGUUCCUAACAAACACUGGGUGAACACAGAACUGUGCUACUAUUGUCAAUUUAAUUUAUGCAUUUAAGUAUAUUUUUAUAUUUUUAGCUACAGUCAACAAAUCAAAUAUAUUUGAGUGUAUUUUACACAUUUUUAGAAAUACUUCAUGAAUAAAACAUUCAUUUUA
Molecule: messenger RNA, 11732 nt
Organism: Zonotrichia leucophrys gambelii
Lineage: Eukaryota; Metazoa; Chordata; Aves; Passeriformes; Passerellidae
Gene: PTPRB
Product: protein tyrosine phosphatase receptor type B
Exons: 31
Coding region: 143-6145 (2000 amino acids)
Biological process (GO): peptidyl-tyrosine dephosphorylation involved in inactivation of protein kinase activity; angiogenesis
Cellular component (GO): signaling receptor complex
Molecular function (GO): cadherin binding; protein tyrosine phosphatase activity
Source: RefSeq, a predicted model, not a curated record